AUGAACGCGGCCACUGAACGUAUCGCGCGCAAAUUCAUUGGUGCGGUCGAGGACGAGUGGCAGCUCUACAGCGACACUUUCUCCGACUACACUGUCGGCGCACCCAUAGGCUUUGGCGCGUCUUCCACAGUCUACGCCGCGCAGUUCCAACCGCCAGGCGUGGCCCACCCGACCCCGUGCGCGCUCAAGGUCCUAGAUCUUGACCGCCUGCCACCCCGUGCCCUCUGUCUUUUACAGCGCGAAACGCAGCUCAUGUCACUGUCUAAGCACCCAAAUGUCCUCCGCGUACGUGGCACGUGGAUGGACGGUCACAAGCUUUAUAUCGCGAUGCGUCUGAUGAAUGCGGGCAGUGCCGCUGAUGUGAUGCACUAUGGAUGGCCCGGUGGUAUGGAGGAAGAGGUUGUGAGGUGUAUUCUCAAGCAAGCGCUUGAGGGAAUAAACUACUUGCAUGUCAAUGGUCUUAUCCACCGCGAUGUCAAGGCAGCGAACCUCCUCAUUGAUGAUGAUGGCACCGUGCUUUUAUGUGACCUCGGGGUUGCUACCUUUCUUUGGGACUCAGAAGAUAUCCCUCCAAUUAUUAACAAGCGUACAGUCGCCAGCUCCAGUUCAAGCUCAAGCUCAUCUGCUACUAUUCCCCGCCACUCACACACCCAUUCCCAUUCGCAAUUACACUCACAUUCUCACCAGAAUCCACAUUUACACUCGCCUUUGCAUGUAAAUCCACACCCACGCCCCAAGCUCCGUACAGUGGGCAAACGCAAAUCCUUCGUUGGAACGCCGUGUUGGAUGGCGCCGGAAGUAAUCAACGGGCGCACCUACGACGCUUCUGCAGACAUCUGGUCGUUCGGCAUCACCGCGCUCGAGCUCACGCAGGGUCGCGCCCCACGCUCGCUCCUCACGCCACAUAAAGCCCUCCUGCAGACUGUGCAGGACGCACCGCCCCAGCUCGACCGCGCUGGCGGUGCAUACACGUAUUCUCGCGCGUUUCAGGAGGUCGUUGCGGCCUGCCUCAACAAGGAUCCCACACGCCGACCAACCGCUGCUGAGCUCCUCGCGACCCCGUUCUUCCGCGGCGCGCGGAAGCAUACCUUCCUCGUCGGUGCCGUGCUGAAGGGUUUGCCACCGCUUGCUCAGCGGCAGGAACGCCGGCGUCAGCCGUCUGUCUUGACCCAUGGAACGAUGGAGAGCUGGGAUUUUUCCACGAGUAUUCCCACUUCGCCGGUGCAGUCCGUGUAUGGCUAUCACAAGCGCGCGACGAGUAGCGUCUUGCCAGAGGACGGAGUGUUUGAGAUCGAGCACGAGGAGGCCGAAGGAGAGGAGAAUGAGGUAGGAGAGGCGAGCAGUAGUACGCAGGCGAAUGGCGUACGAGCCGACGAUGGCUUCGACUCAGAGUCGCGGAACGUAUCAUGGACAGAGAAUCAUUCGGCGCCCAAUCUGUCCGAUUCAGGACCCGAUACGGAGCUUCCUAGUCAGCCAAUUCUGAUCAAGUCUAGUAAGGCAGACGAGAAGAACGGGAUACUCGCGGUGCCCACGGCGCCGUCGCUCUCGACCUCUCCUUCCAUGUCCACUUCCUCACACUCAUCCAACACCUCUAAGGCCUCCGCUUCCACCACCACCUCCGCAACCUCCGUCUCCCAAAUCUCCUCUCCUGUGCACGAGACGCCCACGUCUGUUCAUAUCCCGUUAAUGCCAUCAUCGCCGAGUAGAUUGUGGCGGCGGCUCAUCAAGCGGCGGAACGAGAAGGGGAAGGCUGCUGAUACGAAGGGUGACGGCAGGACGGUCAAGAAGACUCUCGAUGCUGUUCUCGGGAAGACGGCCAGCCGGACUGUGGGUGCCUAA
Messenger RNA from Sparassis crispa, 1839 nucleotides. RefSeq names its product Serine/threonine-protein kinase fray2. Gene Ontology annotation, biological process: protein phosphorylation. Lineage: Eukaryota; Fungi; Basidiomycota; Agaricomycetes; Polyporales; Sparassidaceae. The transcript has 3 exons. The record is from RefSeq and is a predicted model, not a curated record. Gene Ontology annotation, molecular function: protein kinase activity; ATP binding; protein serine/threonine kinase activator activity. The coding region runs from base 1 to 1839 and encodes 612 amino acids.